AUGGACUCAUUACUCAGUCACAUCAGCAAAGUUCUCACUAGCUCCUGUCUCGGGUUUUCUGGCUCCGGCGCUGUAUCAUCGUCGACAUCGACUUCAAGUAGCACAUCUUCAGGUGUCAGCUCCACUAGUAGUCUACGGCACAACGGACCUACUGGCGGCGCGGCCAGUAGUAUUAUGGCUUUUCUAGGCGUAUCUCCGGCAUCCCUGGGCUGGGUCACUGGUGGAAGUGGCAUUGGCAAUGUGGGAGGAACUGGCUCGGGAGCUGCAAGCGGUGUGACUGGAACUGGGGGAAGUUGUAGCGGAGUCGGGGAUGCGCACGCCACGUCCAUAGCUGCUAUGUUUGCCAGUCAUUCCACUUACCAUCAGCAGCACCAAGCUUGGGGCCUGGCAGGUGCUUGUAUAGCAGGAGUGGGAGCUAGCCGAGCUGGCUGGUUGGGUCACUACCCUCGGCUUACUGCAGCGUCUCCAGCUGAAGGCCUAUUAUCCGUCAUCUGUGCUCCUCCUGAGGCCUCGACAGAGGCGCUUAUAGUGGCAUUGGCACUCAAGUCACUUGGCGAAUUCGAAUUUGAGGGUAAGUUGGUUACCAAUACGCUUUUUAUUUUAUUUUAUUUAUCGUUAUUUUCCUUAUCGAUCUAUGCUUUUUUGUCCUAUUUCCUAAGUAAUUCAGAAAAUAUUAUAUUUUCGAAGAUAUGA
Molecule: messenger RNA, 693 nt
Organism: Protopolystoma xenopodis
Lineage: Eukaryota; Metazoa; Platyhelminthes; Monogenea; Polystomatidea; Polystomatidae
Source: the annotation of a GenBank genome assembly